AUGUUUCAUUUUCAACAAUCAACAAUAACUUCUCCAAAUGUUACCUCUACAUUGCAAAAAAUACAUCCAGCACCAAUGCGUCUUUGGAUUUCAAAUAUUCCAUAUUAUUGGUCAACUAUUGAACUUGAAAAGAUAUUUUCGACAUUUGGUCAAGUCUAUGAUGUUGAAAUACCAUUACGAAAUGGUCUAUCACGAGGUUAUGGAUUUGUAACUUUUGAAAAACAAGCUGAUGCAAUCCGAGCUAUUCAAUCAAUGGAUGGACAAAUAGUCAAUGGUCGUAGUAUGCAAGUAUAUCAAGCACAUGUAAAACAAAAAUCAUUACUAAAAUCAUAUUUUCUUAUUCAAUCAGUUGAUCGAACAUUAUUUGGUGGAUACUGUUAUUGUCAAUCAUGUUCAAUAAAUCGAAUUAAUUAUGGUGAAACACAUUAA
Messenger RNA from Adineta steineri, 429 nucleotides. NCBI's taxonomy places the organism in Eukaryota, Metazoa, Rotifera, Eurotatoria, Adinetida, Adinetidae. The record is from the annotation of a GenBank genome assembly.